Molecule: messenger RNA, 958 nt
Organism: Triticum aestivum (bread wheat)
Lineage: Eukaryota; Viridiplantae; Streptophyta; Magnoliopsida; Poales; Poaceae
Product: proline-rich protein 4
Exons: 2
Coding region: 56-688 (210 amino acids)
Source: RefSeq, a predicted model, not a curated record
UCGAGCAGCCACUUCACACAGGCAAGCAAGGGUAGUGAGACUCAGAGGUUCAGGCAUGGCAGCUCCAAGAGCACUCGCCCUCGCCGUCCUGCUGGCGAUCGCUGUCACCAACGCCGAGGCCGCUUCCGUGGUCGUCGGCCUGGCCAAGUGCGCCGACUGCACCAGGAGGAACAUCAAGGCCGAGGAAGCUUUCAAGGGUCUUCAGGUGGCGAUCAAGUGCAAGAACGUCCACGGCGACUACGAGAGCAAGGCAGUGGGUACCCUCGACCGCACCGGCGCUUUCAGCGUGCCCCUGGCCGCCGACCUCCACGGCGCCGACUGCGUCGCGCAGCUCCACAGCGCCGCCUCCAGCGCCCCGUGCCCUGGCCAGGAGCCGUCUAAGAUCGUGCCGGUGUCCGAGGGCACCACCUUCGGCGUCGUCGCCGGCGACAACAUUACCACGCCUUCUGCAGCAGCGUCGCCGGAGUGCGCGUCCAUGACCCUGUGCGGGCCGAUCAAGAAGCACAUCAUCGAGCACUUCCACCACAAGAAGCCCGUGCCGCCCAAGCCGGAGCCCAAGCCCCAGCCCCACCCUGACUACGGCCCCGUGCCCAAGCCCGAGCCCAAGCCGCAGCCCCACCCGGACUACCACCCCGUCCCUCCCACGCCCACCUACGGCGGCGGCGGUGGAUACCACGGACACCACUGAGUCCGAUCUACCACCGUCCUGCCCAGCGCUGAAAUCUCAUCACCGGGUUCAUGGGCAUGAACUCAUGAUCGGCGUUGCUAUUUAUGAUCGGUUUGCAUGUGUGGGUAUCGUUAGGUCUUCUGCCAUUCGCUGCAGAGUUGAGAGUUCAGAAUAACAGAUGUAUGUGUGUCACUGUGUCAACCGAGUGUGAAGGUGUGUUGCUUUAUCAAGAUUUUGUAAUUUCGGUGCGUUUACCGAAGUUAUUAUGAAUCAAGUAAUGUAUUUAAACAA